AUGAGCCAACACUCAUACCUCGAAUACCACGACGGCUGGUAUCUUUGUACGUUGUGUCAACGAUGGUUCAUCUCGGAGACUGCCUACUAUUCCCACUGCAGGUACACAUCGCAUCACGAGUGGUGCGGGAGAUGUUCUCGUGUAUUCCGCACGACAGCAGCCAAGGAGGCUCACCUUGAAGCCUCAUCUUCACACAACAUCUGCUACCGUUGCGCUGAUGAGGAACCUGACUUCGAUACCUACGCGGAGCUGAAGAGGCACCUAGAAGAAAGCCACCAUUACUGCCACCCUUGCGAAACAUACUUCUGUUCUGCUAUCGCUUUGCAACAGCAUGAUGUCCUCGAGCACUUUCUGUGCAUCGAAUGUGGCGAGUUCUUUGAGAGCGCGAAUAAUUUGAGGAUGCAUAAGCAGACGCACGACCCUCGUGAUUUCAUAUGCUAUGGCUACAACUGUGACCGAAUGUUCAAAUCAUUCUCAGGCAUGCUCAUCCACCUCGAGUCCGGUAACUGCGAUUCUGGCGCCACGAAACACGAUAUCGACGAGAUAGCAAGGAAUUUUUACGAUAGCUCAGAGUACAGGGACAUGAACGAUGAUAAUACGCCAUACUUUUGUCCGAGCUGCGCAUCAUGGUUCGGCAAACUCUCCGCAUUGUAUCAACAUGUUGAGGAUGUACUAGAUUGUGAGAGCGAUGUGCUGAAUAGUUUGGAACGAUCGAUAGAAUGCCGGAUCUGA
This is a messenger RNA of Aspergillus calidoustus, 732 nucleotides long. The record is from the annotation of a GenBank genome assembly. Lineage: Eukaryota; Fungi; Ascomycota; Eurotiomycetes; Eurotiales; Aspergillaceae.